Molecule: messenger RNA, 207 nt
Organism: Puccinia triticina
Lineage: Eukaryota; Fungi; Basidiomycota; Pucciniomycetes; Pucciniales; Pucciniaceae
Exons: 2
Coding region: 1-207 (68 amino acids)
Source: RefSeq, a predicted model, not a curated record
AUGCCCCAUCAACUGGCCUCAACGGUCGCUCGGACUUUCUUGAAGCGGAGUGCCCGGUCCACUUUGUCCAGUGUGGUCGAGAUGAUCAAGUGGUUAUCGUGGAAGAGCUUGGACAACAUCGGCGUGACUUUGAAGUCGUCCCUCAACCCUAGGGAGCGCGGUAGCCGGGUAUGCCGGAUCCGGGAGAUCGUGGUCCCAUUGGCUUAG